AAAAAUCUAACCCAACUCCAUUUUUAUGAUUUGGGUUCGAUAGUUUGAGUUGAUCAAGUAAUUCGGGUCACAUGAACAUCUCUAGUCUCUAGUCUGCACGCUCACUGAAAUGUAUAUUUUGUUUGAUACGAUGAGGACGAUGAUGAUAUUAUACUAGGUGAACAUCAAAGGCUUAAUAGCAAUACAACCAUUUUUUGGUGGAGAGGAGAGAACAAAUUCAGAGGUCCAAUUCAGCAAAUCCCCAAUGUUAAGCUUGGAACAAGCUGAUUGGUACUGGAAAGCAUUUUUGCCAGAUGGGUCCAAUAGAAACCACCCAGCUGCACACGUGUUCGGCCCCGGUGCCGGAGACCUUCCCGACGAGAAGUUUCCGAUGACGCUGCUAAUUGUGGGAGGACGAGACCAGUUACGAGAUUGGGGGAUGAAGUACUACGAGUGGCUUAAAGAGAGUGAUAAAGAAGUGGAUUUGGUUGAAUAUCCAAAUGCCAUCCAUGGAUUUUAUGCUGUUCCUCAGCUCAAGGAUUGUUCUUUGCUCAUUAGAGAUGUAAAUGAUUUCAUCCAGAAAUGUUUGUUAGUAUAAAUUGUGUUCGUGUUUAAGCAUGAAUUGACGAAAAUAUUGGCUUUGAUUUGAUUUCGAAGCUAUGGUUUGUUCGAUAUGAUAACGUGGAAUGUUUGAAACUUCACUCAGAUUUCAAUUUUAUAACAUAAUCGUUCUUGUUAA
Cucurbita pepo subsp. pepo (vegetable marrow) is the source of this 718-nucleotide messenger RNA. The record is from RefSeq and is a predicted model, not a curated record. Lineage: Eukaryota; Viridiplantae; Streptophyta; Magnoliopsida; Cucurbitales; Cucurbitaceae.